Molecule: messenger RNA, 859 nt
Organism: Cetraspora pellucida
Lineage: Eukaryota; Fungi; Glomeromycota; Glomeromycetes; Diversisporales; Gigasporaceae
Source: the annotation of a GenBank genome assembly
UUUACGAGCAACAGGAUCCAUCUUUAGAUUACAAACACAGAUAGGCAAGACUAAGUCAGAAGCCGAUGUAUUGAUAAUUCAAAUAAGUGGAAGCGGCCUUCAAUAUUUCAAUAUUCCGUAUACGAAGGAACAUCGAUUAACCGGAAAUCAAUGUACGGAACACUCCGAAAAAUAUAAGAUUAUGGCUCACCACAUGGGUGUUCCCAUCUCUUUUCCUCUUCAGCCUACUCAGCCUACAAACUCUGUAGCCGUAUCAACGACCCCUCUGACUCCUCUGACCCCUCUUGGUACAAUGUACAACAACAAUCAGACUAUUCAAAUGGACGAACAAGUGAGCGGUACCAUCGAUCAAGCUAUUCAAGCGCAAUCUCAAAACGUUGCUGGCAUCGUCCCGAUGUUACAAAACAUUGUCGCUACUGUUAACCUUGGUUGUAAGCUUGACCUCAAGACUAUCGCACUUCAUGCUAGAAAUGCUGAAUAUAAUCCAAAGCGCUUCGCCGCAGUCAUCAUGAGAAUUCGAGAACCAAAAACAACUGCCCUAAUUUUCGCUUCUGGAAAAAUGGUUGUCACCGGGGCAAAAUCCGAAGACGAUUCUAAAUUAGCAAGCCGUAAAUACGCUCGUAUUAUUCAAAAACUUGGUUUUAAUGCAAGGUUCACGGAUUUCAAAAUCCAGAAUAUUGUUGGUUCGUGCGAUGUCAAGUUUCCUAUUCGUCUGGAAGGUCUCGCUUACUCUCAUGGACAUUUCAGUAGUUAUGAACCUGAAUUGUUCCCUGGCUUGAUCUACAGAAUGGUAAAGCCAAAAAUUGUCUUGCUAAUCUUUGUUUCGGGAAAAAUUGUUCUUACUGGUGCAAAGUGGUAA